Messenger RNA from Racocetra persica, 122 nucleotides. The record is from the annotation of a GenBank genome assembly. NCBI's taxonomy places the organism in Eukaryota, Fungi, Glomeromycota, Glomeromycetes, Diversisporales, Gigasporaceae.
AAGAAGGAUUUGAUGAAGAUAAAGAAGACAAAGAAAUUGACAAUGAAGAUACAAAUAAAAAUAGAUUGGUUUAUGAUGACUAUUAUGAGAAAGGUGAAGAAUUGAGUGUUGUUCUAGACUAG